AUGGUGGGAACAGGCUCAAAGGCAAAGCCUGUCAGGCGCCUUAAGUCAGGCACCGAAACAACCAAGAAUCAUCGAUUCGAGGGCUUCUCAUCACGCAUCUCGAAGCUCAAAAUCGAUCCGAUCCACCGCGUGCGCCGGGCCAGCUUUGGCGAAGAUGAAGUCGAAACGUCGUCUUAUUUCCGGUCGGCCCUCGACCAUUGGUUCGAGAUGAACCUUUCAGAUAACUUCACAACUUUCGUACGACGAGUGAACCCUCUUUCCGAGAGUUUUGCGCAAGUUGUCUACCACGAAGAGAAGAUUAUGGGACUCCUGGUCGAGUUCAUUGAGAAGAGGGAUCAACUCUCCAUGGAACCGUUAUUAAGUUUGCUUGCACAAUUCGCUCGGGACUUGGGAGUGAAGUUUGAGAAGCACUUCGCUACGGCAGUGACACUGGUGUCGUCUGUUGCGGCUACACACCCCGACAUUGAGGUAGUUGAGUGGAGUUUCACAUGCCUGGCAUGGAUCUUCAAAUUCCUUUCUCGAUUAUUGGUACCGGAUCUACGACAAUUGCUGGGUAUCAUGGCCCCAUACCUUGGCAAAGAGCGACAAAAGCCAUUCGUGGCAAGAUUCGCCGCUGAAUCGAUGUCCUUCCUUAUCAGGAAGGCUGGUCUCACCUACUAUAAGAAUCACGCUCCCCUCGAGAUUGCCGUAUCAUAUCUCUUCGACGACAUCUCGAAGACUGCCGACGACAACAAAGACACCGAGAGCUACAGGGGAGGACUUAUGAACAUGUUCUCCGAUGCCAUUAGGGGAGUCAAUAACGGUCUUCACUCCAACGGCAUGGAUAUCCUCCAUUGUGUUCUGCGUCAGAUCCCGCCAACCAGUGAGAACCGCAGCGACCCCGCGGAAGUUGUCUGUGGCUUGAUUGUCAGUCUUGUUCACGCCACGACCCCCGAAACGUUCGGUCCGAUUCUCGAUACCGUCCAGGAAUAUAUCGACGAGCGCUCAAAAUCCACACCAAACCCUAAUCUUCCGGAGUGCUGCCGUAUCGUUUUCUUACUUGUGACGACCCGUAAGGGUGUCAGAAUCCAGAACUGGAAAAUCAUUCAUAAGAUUCACAUAUCGUUGCUACAGCAGGUUGCAGCAUCUGAUGUCCCAUCAGAGACGAUAACGAAACUAUUGACAAGCGUUGCGUAUGCCUUCCAACAGUCUCCAAUGGACGAGCUGCUGCCAUCCCUCCGCACUAUCAUGGACCUGGUCUCCACUGGCCCGCUCGCAAAAUAUUUCUUAUUCUUCUGUACGACAUUUGCUGAGUGGGGCUCUGAGCGAUUCCAGAGCCUGCUUCUUUCUCCUUUCCAAAAGUUCAUUAAUUCAUCAUGGCAAAACUCUGAAUCAGAGACCUGCUACACCCUCCUUCGUCUACACCAGGCUGGCUGCAUCACCCCCGAGCCAUCGCAGCCAGGAUGUAUCUCCUGCCCGGAAACCUUCAAGGCACGCAUCAAUGAUUCAUUGAAAUACCCUGCAAAGGACGAGGCAUUCUUGAACGCACUCGUAAAGCUUCCCGCGGCUAUUUCCAUGUUUGCAGACAACGCUACGAUGUCAAAGAUGGUUUCCAGAUUGCACAGCAAUCUUGUUCUGGCGUUCAAGGAUGGAGCGGUCGAAGGAACCAACAAGAAAAAUGGUCUCUUGUUCUUCCUCGGACAAGGAUUCAAGACUUACGUUGAACUUGCCAAUCAAGUUGGUAAACUCGAUGUCAAUCUCUUGCAACCUAUCUUUGCGACUGCUACAAAAUUCUCCCGCCUGCCAGUCUUCUUGGAGGGUGCCCUUGCCUUCAUUACAUCACUCCCAGACACAACAGACCUGGAACACCCUGCUCUUGAAGCCUUCGCGCAAGACCUAAUUGUGAACCUGGCUAGUCCAUCGCACAGGCUCAGACUGGUUUCUCUUCAAAUACUGCGAGAAUUGGUCAUUCGCGCCGUGAAAGAAGAUCCCAUGCCCUUGGAUCUCUCCAUCGACAUUGAACAAAGUCCGCUCACCAUGGACAGCGUGCGGACUGUCUCCAUGCAUAUCCGAAAACUCGCUCUUUCCUAUUCCCAGAUUGCUCACCGUAGAUGGAUGGCCAACAUUGUUCCAUACUUCUGCUUUGGUCUGUUUUCAAAGAAGUUGGCUCCUCUAUGGGACGACUCCGCUGCCACCCUGAAGGCUAUCAGCGAGCACCCGGAGGGUGAAAAAAUUGUCUCAAAUCUGUCUAUCCAGUGGCUGCAAGAGCGGGACUCCGAGGCGCCCAGUGAACCUACUGCGGAGGAUGACGAAAGCUCCUUUGUCAACAGCCAUUUCCAGUGUUACAACGUGGUAAAGGUCGAAAAGGUCCUCGCCGCGAACGCAAAGGGCACAGAUGAACCCCAGAGCGUCCUGUCACAACAGUUCAAAGAAGACCAUACUGUCGCAGAAAUCCUUCCUGCCACCCCACGAACCCAUGCACUGCGCGUGUUGAAUGCCGUUCCAGGAGUUGCCGAAAAACGAUCGCGCCAGAUUGUACCGCUCUUCCUGUCAUGGGCUUUGCGCGAUGACCAAGAUGAUGCCCCUCCAUCUGGAGAGGCCAAGGGUGACGACGAAGAUGACGAUGAAGCCGAAGAUAUUGAAAUUGGUGACGCCCAGGUCCGCUGGGGUUUCCGGGACAGAUUGUCCAUGCUUUCUCUUUUCGCACGUUUCCUCAACCCCAUUGUCUUAUACAAGGCCCCUGAGGUUCACACAGCAAUCUUGGGACUUCUGUGCCACGGUAACUCCGAUUUGCAGCGCCACGCCCUCAAGGUUCUGUUUACCUGGAAAGAUCCCAAUGUCCUCCCGUACCAGGAGAACUUGCUCAAUCUCUUGGAUGAGUCUCGCUUCAAGGAUGAACUAGGUGUAUUCGUUCACGUCGGCAGUGAAGACAGCCUGAUCAAGAAUGAACAUCGGGAUGUCCUUCUUCCGAUACUUCUUCGACUAUUGUAUGGUCGAAUGAUUUCAAAGGCUGGUUCAGCUGCUGCCGGUCAAGCCGGUAGACGCAAGACCAUUCUUCGAACUAUUUCGCACCUCUCGGAGCAGGACUUUGGUCUUUUCAUUCAGCUUGCAUUUGGUUCUCUUGGCAGUGUGCACCCCGUUAAAGACAACAAUGAUAUCGAUUACACUGCCUUUGAUCAAGAUUUGACAAGCCCCAAGAGACAAUUGGGUCUGCUCAAGCUUAUUGAUUCUGUCUUCGAGUCCUUGCAAACCCGCAUGACCAAAUUUGCACCGCAAACUAUGGAUGUCGUCAUCUACUGCCUGGUGCGAGCUUGUCGCGCGAUCUCUGACGAGGGAACAGACGAACGCCUCUUGGCUGUAUUCCAAAGCAUUCGUCAGACAUGUAUCCGUUGCCUCAACCUGGUCUUCUCGAUCGUUCCUGAUUAUGACUGGUCACCUUAUGUCCGCAUCAUUUUCAAGGAGAUGAUUGAUGGCAGACUUGACCAGUUCCCUAUUGAGACAGCUCAGGGUGUUUCGGGUCUUCUGCGCUUGUUCCAUACCUGGGCCUCUUUCCCUAGGUCUACAUUCUAUCUGGUGCAGCACAAUGACAAGGUAUUGACAAAGGUCAUUGACUGUCUCGCGGUAGAGUCAGCCCGUGAUGAGGUCAAGAACUUUGUGUUGGAUGAAAUUCUUGUGCCUUUGGUAGAACACUCUACUGGCAAGAAAUUGCAGGAUAGCGAAGAAAUGCCUGAUUUCCCUCCCGAUCAGAUUAAGUCUGAGGUUCUUUCUCCCUACUUGGAGCAUGCUUUGUUCCAUCUUGGCCGCCUUCUCAAGAGAGGCCCUUCGAAGCCUGUUCUCUACUCGGGUGUGAAUGCCCUUUCGUUGAUUGCCCCCUGCGUCGAAAGCUCCCAAGAGACUGCCCGCCUCAUCGGGAUUACGACAUACUUGCUUCGACAGCCACCAGACCGCGUCAGUCCUAGAACUAAAUCUGGUUUGCUGAAGAUUCUCGAGCAUUUCCUGCCCUUGUGGGACCCCAAGGAAGACGCUGAGCUUGCUCAGCAAGUUUUUGACGCUGUCUGCUCCAUGUUCGAUUACUUCAAAGACGAUGCGAACAGAGAGGUGUUGUCCCGAGUGUUCACGGCUCUUGCUACCCACGACGAGCAACUGAAGGAGGUGGCAGUCCUGUGUGAAGACUUGAACUCUCGCUCAGUAAAGAGGCUAGAGCCCGAUUACGAGAGACGUCUAAUCGCAUUCAGGAAGAUCACCGACGAGCUAUCUGAAACCCUGACGGCCAAGCAAUGGAGGCCCCUUCUCUACAAUAUGCUCUUCCAUGUCAGAGAUGAAGAGGAGCUUUCUGUUCGAUCUAGCGCCUCAUUUGGUCUCAAACGGUUCAUUGACCGGACAGCUACCGAACCGGAUGCCGAGUUCGAGGCUCUCAUCAACGAUGUUCUCUUCCCAUCACUGCAGUACGGUAUUCGCCAAAAGUCCGAGCUGAUUCGCUCUGAGGUCGUUACUGUCAUUGGUUACUUCGUCAAAAUGAAUCCUACCAGACCCUCUGUGCAAGACAUGCACGUCCUGCUUGUCGGAGAUGAUGAAGAAGCCUCAUUCUUCAACAACAUUCUCCACAUUCAGCAGCAUCGUCGACAGCGUGCCUUGCGCCGUCUAGCUGGAGAUGCCGCCCAGGGCAACAUCCAAGCCUCUAACUUGGGUUCCAUCUUCAUUCCCUUGAUUGAACAUUUCGUAUUCGAAGAUGCCGCCGAUGAGAACGCCCACAACCUGAUUGCUGAAGGUGUUGCAACCCUUGGUGCUCUUUCAGAGUGGUUAGAAUGGGGACAGUUCCGAGCCAACUUCCGCAGAUACCGCAGUUACAUGGCGAGCAAGCCUGAAAAGGAGAAGAACAUCCUCAGACUACUCGGUCGAAUGUCAGAUGCUCUUUCCAGCGCAAUGAAGCGAAAGAAGGCCACAUCUGCUCAGGACAAUGAUGGCGAUGCCACCGAGGACAAGAUGGAUAUCACUGAACAGCCCAUGUGCACUCUCGCAAAGUCCGUUCCAUCGCUUGCAAAGGUUGCAACGGAACUCACUACAAACUUCAUUCCUUUCCUCACAAAAUACAUUCAUCACAAGCAGGAGAAGGAGAUGAGUUUGCGUCUGCCCGCUUCGAUCACGACUGUCAAGCUUCUCAUGAUCCUUCCGGAGGAGGAGCUGGCUAUUCGUCUGCCGCCCGUAUUGCUGGACGUCUGUACUACUCUCAAGAGUAAAGCACAGGACUCCCGCGACACAGCACGGAAGACACUCAACGAGCUUGCGCUUCUUCUGGGUCCCGUCUAUUUCGGCUACAUUCUCAAGGAACUUCGAAACGUUCUUGCGCGAGGCUACCAGCUUCACGUUCUCUCCUUCACCGUCCAUUCUAUGCUGGUCUACACUACAGAUCAUUUCAAGCAGGGAGAUCUGGACUAUUGUCUGAAGGAUUUGGUCGCUGUUGUGAUGGAUGACACAUUUGGCACUGUUGGCCAGGAAAAGGACGCCGAAGGCUACACCAGCAAAAUGGUUGAAGUGAAGAGUAGUAAGAGUUACGACUCUAUGGAGCUCCUCGCAAAGAUCUCAACCAUCAGCCAACUGUCGAAUUUGAUCAAGCCUUUGCAGGCACUCCUGGGGGAGAAGCUCAAUUCGAGUCUCGUCAAGAAACUCGAUGAAUUGAUGCGGAGAAUCGGCAUUGGCUUGCUGAGAAACCCAGAUGCCGAAAGCCGUGACUUGCUGGUGUUCUGUUACGAAGUCAUCAAGGAAUCCUACCGUGAAAACGCCCCAGAAGAGACUCAGGCAGCCCCCAAGUCCCGGUCCGAGGAACGUUUCCUGGUCAGGUUGCAAGGAGCCAAGCGGGGUGAUAACAGGGGUACGACAUCCUCACACGUCUACAAGCUUACACGUUUCUCGCUUGAUGUGCUUCGUGCGAUUCUCAACAAAUUCAACUCAUUGCUCACGGCUUCUAACCUGGCUGGUUUCAUCCCCAUCAUCGGUGAUUCCCUUGUCCAGGCACAGGAGGAAGUCAAGGUUUCUGCGCUCCGUCUGUUGUCUACAAUUAUCAAGCUCCCGCUCUCAGAGAUUGAUGAAAACUCGCAUGUCUACUUUACUGAAGCAGUCAAGCUUGUUAAAGAAUCCCCUAGCACCAACUCUGAAGCGGCACAAGCUUCACUGAAGCUGAUUUCUUCGAUGUUGCGUGAGCGCAAGGAUACCAAGCUCCGUGAUGGCCACCUUGCCUAUCUCCUUAAACGUCUGGCAUCUGACAUCGAAGAACCAGAUCGCCAGGGUGUGACAUUCAACUUCAUCCGAGCGGUCAUGUCACGGAAGCUUGUUGUGCCAGAGAUGUAUGAGCUGAUGGACCAAAUCGCAACCAUGAUGGUCACCAACCAGACCCGAUCUGCGCGUGAUCUUGCCCGGGGUACCUACGUUCAUUUCCUUGUUGAGUAUCCACAGGCGAAGAGCCGAUGGACCAAGCAACUUGCGUUCUUCUCUAAGAACCUCGACUACAAGCACCAGUCUGGACGUCAAUCCGUUAUGGAGGCAAUGCAUACGCUUCUUUCCAAGACAGGUCAGGAGUUGGCUCAGGACAUCAUCAGUACUUUCUUCCUGCCAAUCGUCCUUGCUAUGGCCAAUGAUGAAUCGCCCGAAUGUCGCGAGUUGGCAGGUACAUUGCUGGGAGAGUUCUUCAACCGUGCAGACCGGGAGCAAACAAAGACCAUGCUGACUCCAUUGCGCUCUUGGUUGGAGCAGACCGACAACAUGGCCCUGUGCAGUAUUGGACUGCAAGCCAUGCGCAUCUACUUCGAGUCCGAGCAAAAUGGGAAAGAGAAGCAGGCUCGCUUUGUCGUCAGCAUUCUUCCUGGUUUGAUGCAGCCUGUGCUUGAUGACACCGAGAAUGGCAACUGGGAAGCUCUCUACUUUGCCUUGCAACUAUUUACAAAGCUUUGCAAGACAACCCCCACACUUGCUUUGAGCCCAGAGUGCUCUUCCAUCUGGUCAUCUGUCCAAGAGUCCCUGUUCUUCCCUCACACAUGGGUGAAGACCUGCGCCGCCAACGUUGUCGGCUUGUGGAUGGCCGAUCUGGCCAAAACCAAUGCUGCCGAGGGAUACGCUUCUAUUCCUCUGGUUGGAAGUUCCGGGCUAUCGAUGGAUCAGCCUACGAUGCUUCGGCUUCUUCGGGCUGGUCUUCGUGGUCUACGCACUCCUGGUAUUACCGAAGAACUGGCCAUGCAGAAUGUGCGCAACACCGUCUUCCUUGGCCGUUGCUGCUCACAGAACGGUCUGGAGCUGCCCAAGCUAGAUAACGAGGAUGUCGAGUCCGAGGAUGAGGAUGCUGAUAGUGAUGCCGAGGAAGAGGCUCAGGAUGCGAUCAAGGUUGAGUCCAACCGAUCUGCGACCCAUUACAUCUUCAAGCAGAUUUCAUCACUUCUGCGCCGGGAAACCAUCGGAGGCCGGCCACAGGCCCUUAUCCCCAAGACUUCAUCGGUCACGCUUCUUGCUGCUCUGAUUCGUCAUGUCGAUGUUGAUCAAAUCCGUCCCUCUCUCCGCGUCAUCCUGAUUCCCCUGCAGCAUUUGACCGAUCCGUCCAUCCCAGCGCCUCGCUCAUCGGACGAGACGUUCCAGAACACGUACAAGUCUCUUGUUUCCAACUGCCACGAGGUCUUGGAUCUUCUCCAGAAGAAGCUCGGUCCUUCCGAGUACAUUGAGCAGAUCUCUAGAGUGCAGGCGGCUAUCAAGGAACGCCGUGAAGGAAGACGUGCCAAGCGUCGCAUCGAUGCCGUUGCUGAUCCCGAGAAGUACGGACGUGAGAAGAUGAAGAAGAACGAGCGGAAGAGAGACAAGCGCCGCGAGAAGGGCUUGGAGCACCGUGGAAAGAGACGCGGUUGGUAG
Messenger RNA from Penicillium olsonii, 7866 nucleotides. The record is from the annotation of a GenBank genome assembly. NCBI's taxonomy places the organism in Eukaryota, Fungi, Ascomycota, Eurotiomycetes, Eurotiales, Aspergillaceae.